GAAAAUUUUUUUCUGCUAAAAAGAGUUUCCAUUUCUUUACUCUUUCGUAUUUUUUACAAGAAAGCAUCGUCCCAUAAUCCUUCAGAGUUAGACACAAUGGGAAACAUCUGGUCGAAAACUAGCAACGAUAAUAAUGUCAGCACAAACGAUCAACAAGAUGAUAAAAAUGCGCCCAGGAUUGGUGCAAAACGUCCAGCAUCAGCCUCAACGUCGACUACUGAUGAGACCAUUUCAGAUCCAACAUUGAAACAAAAGAAAAAGAAAUAUACUAAAUACAGUAAAAAAGGACGAAAAGAUAAACGACAGGUUGACAAUAGAUCUUACGGCACUAGGAAGGAGAAAGAAGAAGACACUGAUAAAAAUGUGGGAGAACAACACGACAGUGACAAAGCUGCAGUGGGUGAAUCGAAAGGACCGCGUAUCCCUAAAAUCAAAGCAGCUCUGUUAGUUGGGUACAACGGUACAGGAUAUCAAGGCAUGCAAUUAAAUCCUAAUGCAGCCUCGAUUGAAGGUGUCAUUUUUGAUGCUUUAUGUAAAGCAGAAGCCAUCUCUAAAGACAAUGCAGAUGAUCCUCGCAAAUCCAAUUGGAUGCGGGCUGCCCGUACUGACAAAGGCGUGCAUGCCGCCGGCAAUAUCCUUUCGCUAAAAAUGCAGAUCCCUCCACACAUCCCCGACCUCGUUGAACACAUCAAUUCAUUCCUUCCACCUCAAAUUCGCGUAUGGGGUUAUGUACAAACUAUUCGCUCUUUUCAUUCAAAAAACCUCUGCGAUUCACGUAUAUAUGAAUAUCUCUUACCUACCUGCGCUUUUAUGGAACCUAUUAAGCAAGAGCUGACGGAUCACCCUCAGUUUGAAGAUGAUCUUGUUAUUGCCAAUAAGAACUUGGAACACACCACGAUCAAAUAUACACCAAGAAGCUCUCCAGAAGUUAUUAAAAAACGACAUGAUUAUCGCGCCACCCCAGAACAACUGUUAAAAUUCAAACUAGCGAUGAAGAUGUUUGAAGGAACUCAUAACUUUCAUAAUUAUACAAAUGGCAAAUCGUUCAAAGAUCAAAGUUCAAAGCGAUUUAUGAAGACGAUCGAUGUAUCAGAACCUAUGUAUAUUCAUGGCUCGGAGUGGGUGAAAAUCACUUUGCAUGGGCAAUCAUUCAUGUUGCAUCAAAUUCGUAAAAUGAUAUCAAUGGGCAUGUUGGUUACCCGUACAAAUACACCUCUUCAUCUCAUUCCUAAAACUUUUGAAGAGAAUCGCAUCAAUAUUCCCAAAGCACCUGCGUUGGGUCUGCUACUAGAACGCCCUAUUUUCCAUAUUUAUAAUACAAAAGUGCGUACAAAAUCAGAAGCGGAAAGAGAAGAAAUCGAUUUUGAUAAAUACAAAGAUCGUAUUGAGCAAUUCAAAAGAGAAUGGAUUUAUGACAAGAUCUUUGACGCAGAAAACGAGCGACACAUUUUUGAUGGUUAUUUGACAUCCUUGGAUGCCCAUUAUGGACCUGAUUAUCUCUACCUUAAUCCAGAAGGUGUCAUACCGGAAGAAUGUUUGGUGAAAACCAAGUUCAAUAGCAACGCCAAUGCUGCAACUAAGCAAGGCGGUAGAAAGAAGAAGAAAGAUUCUGACGAAGAAGUUGAAGAAGAGGAAGAUGGCCAAUUAUAAAUAAAUGGUUUUUUAUUUUUU
Molecule: messenger RNA, 1671 nt
Organism: Mycotypha africana
Lineage: Eukaryota; Fungi; Mucoromycota; Mucoromycetes; Mucorales; Mycotyphaceae
Product: pseudouridine synthase
Exons: 3
Coding region: 97-1650 (517 amino acids)
Biological process (GO): mRNA pseudouridine synthesis; tRNA pseudouridine synthesis
Cellular component (GO): nucleus
Molecular function (GO): RNA binding; pseudouridine synthase activity
Source: RefSeq, a predicted model, not a curated record